AUGCUUGGAAGCUCGACGUGGACAUGUUUGCGGUGUCUCUCACGAAGUCUACGGCUUGCGCAGUCUACCAGAGUUGUUACACUGUCUAGACGAUACAGUUCUACAGGAACCACCAAAGAAAAUCAAUUAUCUCCUAUACUAUUAAACCGAGCGAGAGCUCUAGCUGCAGAGCAUGCUACCCUUUCCGCAAAGCAAACAGAGUCCUUCGAGAGGGCUGCUGCAAAGCGGAUAGGGGAGCUUGCACCUGUUGCCAAUGCUUUGAGGGACUGGGACACAGCUCAUGAGUCCAUAACGGAGCUUCAGGGUCUGGUAAAUGAACCAUCUACCGAUGCAGAGCUCAAGUCCCUCGCCGAAGAUGAUAUAACAACAACAAUUGGGACAUUAUCGUCCUUAUCAGCCACAUUAAAACGGGCAUUGAUUCCUCGUCAUCCUUUUGCGGAUAUGCCGUGUCUUAUUGAGAUUCGCCCAGGUGCAGGAGGAGACGAGGCUGGGCUCUUUGCCGCAGAGAUGCUUCGCAUGUACACAUCGUUCUGCUCCAGCCGGGGCCUGAGAACUACGAUAAUAAAAAUGGAGGCAGAGGACGGAGCUGGCGCAGGCGCAGAGGAUCGGCUGUCUGAGGUGGUAAUGGAAGUCGAAACUCCCGGGAGCUAUAAUAUUCUUCGGACGGAGGCAGGCGUACAUCGUGUCCAGAGAGUGCCAGCAACAGAGGCAAAGGGCCGUACACAUACAAGUGCCGUGAGCGUUAUGAUACUGCCUAGUUUUCCUGAGAGUAAUCAGGAAGACAGCCCCUUGAACUUUGACGACCCGAAUUCAGAUUACUAUGUCAACCCACAAGAUGUGCAAUCUGAGAAAUUCCGCGCUAGUGGUGCAGGUGGUCAGCAUGUCAACAAGACGGAGUCCGCAGUGCGUCUCACACAUGUUCCUACAGGAACAGUCAUCUCCAUGCAGGAUUCCCGCUCCCAGCAUGAGAAUCGCCGAAAGGCCUGGCUGUUGCUCAGAGCCAAAUUAGCCCAAGCAAGACGAGAGGCUAGGGAACAGGAGAUGAUGGAACUACGGCGUGGCGCCAUGGGCGGUGUCAAUAAGACUGGCAGAGGAGAUAAAAUCCGCACAUACAACUUCACACAGAGCCGGUGUACAGACCAUCGGAGCGGCAUGACAGUUCAUAAUAUCGGCAAGGUCAUGGAUGGAGGUGAGAACCUUGAGAAGAUUAUAGAGAGUGUUCAGAACUGGCUUGUAGAUCAGGAAGUCGAGGCCUUGUGCCUUGAGCAGCAAGCUGCCAUAGCUGAGGGUAAACCGUCUCGCAAAGCUUCCGCUUAA
Nannizzia gypsea CBS 118893 is the source of this 1317-nucleotide messenger RNA. Its product is annotated as peptide chain release factor 1. NCBI's taxonomy places the organism in Eukaryota, Fungi, Ascomycota, Eurotiomycetes, Onygenales, Arthrodermataceae. Gene Ontology annotation, biological process: translational termination. Gene Ontology annotation, molecular function: translation release factor activity. Bases 1 to 1317 code for a protein of 438 amino acids. The transcript is spliced from 3 exons. The record is from RefSeq and is a predicted model, not a curated record.